AUGUCCGAGUCCAGCAGGGCGUUCCACCUCGACGCCCCGUCGUCCUCGUCCGCCGCCGACGGCGACCAGCGCCAUGGGAAGCCCGCCUCGGCGUCGGGGCCCCGCGGGGUGGCCGCGGGCGGCGGCGGCGGCAGCGUGCCGUUCCACAGGCUGUUCGCGUUCGCGGACGGCGCCGACGCCGCGCUCAUGUCCCUGGGCACGCUCGGCGCGCUCGCCAACGGCGCCGCCAUGCCGCUCAUGACGGUCCUCUUCGCCCGCCUCAUCGACGCCUUCGGCGGCGCCGCCGACACGCGGGGCGUCCUCGCGCGGGUCUCCGCCGUCUCGCUCCAGUUCCUCUACCUCGCCGCCGCAUCCGCCGUCGCAUCCUUCAUGCGUAAGUACAGUCCACACACACAUACUCACUGCUCCGACUGCUGCUCCACGCCACCGACACUCUCACUGACGCACAUCGAUCCAUCCAUCCACACAGAGGUGGCGUGCUGGAUGAUCACCGGCGAGCGGCAGGCGGCGCGGAUCCGGGGCCUGUACCUGCGGGCCAUCCUGCGCCAGGAGGUGGCCUUCUUCGACCAGCGCGCCACCACGGGCGAGGUCGUGGGCCGGAUGUCGGGGGACACCGUGCUCAUCCAGGACGCCAUGGGCGAGAAGGUCGGCAAGUGCAUCCAGCUGCUCGUCGCCUUCGCGGGCGGCUUCGCCGUCGCCUUCGCGCAGGGCUGGCUCCUCGCGCUCGUCAUGCUCGCCACCAUCCCGCCGCUCGCGCUCGCCGGCGCACUCAUGUCCAGCGUCGUCGCCAGGAUGGCCUCCCUCGGCCAGGCCGCCUACGCUGACGCCGCCGGCGUCGUCGACCAGACCAUCGGCUCCAUCACAACAGUCGCGUCUUUCACCGGCGAGAGGCGGGCGGUGGCCAAGUACAGCAGCUCGCUCAAGAGGGCGUACAGCUCCGGCGUCUGGGAGGGGCUCGCCGCCGGCGUCGGCAUGGGCAUCGUCAUGGUGCUCCUCUUCUGCGGCUACUCCCUGGGAAUUUGGUACGGCGCCAAGCUCAUCCUGGACAAGGGCUACACCGGAGCACAAGUCAUGAAUGUCAUCUUCGCAGUGCUCACUGGCUCACUAGCUCUGGGCCAGGCAUCUCCAAGCAUGAAAGCGUUUGCUGGAGGGCAGGCUGCAGCAUACAAGAUGUUCGAAACAAUCAACAGGGAGCCUGAGAUUGACGCGUACAGCAUGACAGGUAGGAAGCUGGACGACAUUCAGGGAGACAUUGAGUUCAGGGAUGUUUACUUUUCAUAUCCAACAAGGCCUGAUGAACAGAUCUUCAGUGGUUUCUCCCUUGCCAUACAGAGUGGCACAACUGUCGCACUGGUUGGGCAGAGUGGGAGUGGCAAGUCGACGGUUAUCAGCUUGAUUGAGCGGUUCUACGACCCUCAGCUCGGUCAAGUUCUGAUAGAUGGUGUUGAUCUAAAGGAGUUCCAGUUGAGGUGGAUCAGAAGUAAAAUCGGUCUCGUGAGCCAGGAACCGGUCCUGUUCACUGCUAGCAUAAGAGACAACAUAGCUUAUGGCAAGGACAACGCAACCGAUGAGGAGAUCAGAGCUGCAGCUGAGCUUGCUAAUGCCUCCAAAUUCAUAGAUAGAAUGCCCCAGGGUUUUGCUACUUCAGUUGGUGAACAUGGAACACAACUUUCAGGUGGGCAGAAGCAAAGAAUAGCCAUUGCCAGAGCGAUUCUCAAAGAUCCAAGAAUCUUACUAUUAGAUGAAGCAACAAGCGCUCUAGACACCGAAUCCGAAAGGAUUGUACAGGAGGCUUUUGAUAGGGUCAUGACAAACCAGACAACUGUCAUAGUUGCUCACCGUUUGAGCACUGUCAGGAAUGCUGACACCAUUGCUGUGAUUCAUCGAGGAUCAGUAGUCGAAAAAGGUUCACACCAUGAUCUUGUAAGGGAUCCAGAGGGAGCUUACAGUCAACUGAUACAACUACAGGAAGCGAGCCAUGCUUCUGAGGGUGCAAACUACCAGAACAAGUCAAGCAGGAAGGGUGAUUCUGGGAUUCACUUAGGCAAACAAAUGUCGACAAAUCAGUCACCAAGCCGAAGGUCACCACAGAACAGCAGCAGCAACCACUCGUUCUCAGUAUCACAUGGUGUGCCUCUAGAAAUGGACGUCCAGAACAGUUCAUCAAAGAAUAUAGAUGAAGAAAUUCAGCACGAAGUGCCUCUCAGUCGCCUCGCCUCACUUAACAAACCCGAAAUCCCAGUGCUUAUCCUUGGUUCUAUUGCUUCGGCUGUCAGCGGAAUGAUCUUCCCGAUCUUUGCCAUACUCCUAUCGAAUGUGAUCAAAGCAUUUUAUGAGCCACCACGUAUUCUGAGGAAGGAUGCUGAGUUUUGGUCAUCUAUGUUCUUGGUAUUCGGUGCAGUGUACUUCUUGUCACUUCCUCUUGGCUCAUACCUUUUCUCAGUGGCUGGGUGCAAGUUGAUAAGAAGGAUCAGACUGAUGACAUUUGAAAAGGUGGUCAAUAUGGAGAUCGAAUGGUUCGAUUACCCAGAGAAUUCAAGUGGAGCAAUAGGCGCAAGGCUAUCGGCGGAUGCAGCAAAAGUUCGGGGGCUUGUGGGUGAUGCAUUGCAACUGGUGGUGCAGAACUUGGCUACUUUAGUUGCCGGUCUGGUAAUUGCUUUUGUAUCAAACUGGGAGCUCUCUCUUAUUAUACUGGCUCUGAUACCGCUUAUUGGCCUCAAUGGAUGGAUCCAGAUGAAGUUUAUUCAGGGAUUCAGUGCAGAUGCAAAGUUGAUGUAUGAGGAGGCAAGUCAAGUAGCAAAUGAUGCAGUGAGCAGCAUAAGGACUGUGGCAUCAUUUUCAGCUGAAGAAAAGGUGAUGGAUUUGUACAAGAAAAAAUGUGAAGGACCUUUAAGAGCAGGGAUCAGGACAGGAAUAACAAACGGUAUUGGCUUUGGGGUUUCCUUCUUCUUGCUGUUUGGAGUCUAUGCAGCCAGCUUCUAUGCUGGUGCACGGCUUGUAGAGAACGAGAAAACAACUUUUCCCAAAGUUUUCAGGGUAUUUCUUGCUCUCAGUAUGGCAGCAAUCGGGGUGUCACAUACGAGUACCCUCACAUCAGAUUCUUCCAAAGCAAAAUCAGCCGUAUCUUCUAUAUUUGCCAUCAUGGAUCGAAAAUCAAGGAUAGAUCCAAGCGAUGAUGCUGGGGUAACCCUGGAGCCACUAAGUGGCAACAUCGAAUUUCGGCAUGUGAGAUUCAGAUAUCCAACACGGCCCAAUGUUCAGAUUUUCCAAGACCUAUGCCUGACAAUUCAAUCUGGAAAGACUGUUGCACUUGUUGGAGAGAGUGGUAGUGGCAAAUCAACAGCGAUAGCGUUGCUGCAGAGAUUCUAUAAUCCUAACGCAGGCCAUAUACUCCUAGAUGGAGUGGACAUACAGAAGUUCCAGCUGAGAUGGCUAAGGCAACAGAUGGGGCUGGUGAGUCAAGAACCAUCGCUGUUCAACGACACGAUACGGGCAAACGUUGCCUAUGGAAAGGACGGGCGAGCAACAGAAUCAGAUAUCGUGGCUGCCGCACGGUUGGCAAAUGCUCACAAGUUCAUCAGUUCACUGCAUCAGGGAUAUGACACCAUGGUCGGUGAGCGUGGGGCUCAGCUAUCAGGAGGGCAGAAGCAGCGCGUCGCCAUUGCCCGCGCCAUCGUUAAGGAUCCCAAGAUCCUUCUGCUCGACGAAGCGACAAGCGCGCUCGAUGCAGAGUCUGAACGGACAGUGCAGGACGCGCUGGACCGGGUGAUGGUGAACAGAACAACAGUGAUCGUGGCGCACCGGCUGUCCACAAUACAGGGCGCGGAUGUGAUCGUGGUGGUCAAGGAUGGCAUGAUCGUCGAGAAGGGGAGGCAUGACGCCUUGAUCAGGAUCGAGGGUGGCGCGUACGCGUCCCUCGUCGCGCUCCAUUCAGCAGCGCCGUCAUAG
Messenger RNA from Miscanthus lutarioriparius, 3948 nucleotides. NCBI's taxonomy places the organism in Eukaryota, Viridiplantae, Streptophyta, Magnoliopsida, Poales, Poaceae. The record is from the annotation of a GenBank genome assembly.